GGGCCGGGAGUGGGGCCGGGAUCGGGAUCCGUGAGGCGAUGAGGAGGAGCCUGGCCCCCAGCCAGCUGGCCAAGAGGAAGGCGGGCGAUGAAGAGGAGGAAGAGGAGGAGGAGGACUGGCACCCCCCGGCGGCUCGGAAGAGGCAGAGGGCCGGCGGUGAGACGGAGAGCGGGGAAUGUUACAGGUCGCCUUUCCGGAAACCCUUGGCUGCUCUGACCAACAGACCCCACUGCCUGGACAGCGCUCAGCAUGAGGCUUUUAUCCGCAGCAUUUUGUCCAAACCCUUCAAAGUCCCCAUUCCAAAUUAUAAAGGGCCCCUGGGCUUGCGCGCGCUGGGGAUCAGACGGGCGGGAGUGAGGAGCCCUCUCCAUGACCCCUUUGAGGAAGGAGCUCUGGUUCUGUACGAGCCCCCGGUGCUGAGUGCCCACGACCAGCUGAAAAUAGACAAGGACAAAGCACCUGUCCAUGUUGUGGUGGAUCCUGUCCUCAGCCGUGUUUUACGACCCCAUCAGAGAGAAGGAGUGAAAUUCCUGUGGGACUGUGUGACGAGCCGGCGGAUCCCCGGGAGCCAUGGCUGUAUCAUGGCAGACGAAAUGGGGCUGGGCAAAACUCUGCAGUGCAUCACACUCAUGUGGACACUCCUCCGACAGAGCCCGGACUGCAAGCCUGAAAUCGAGAAAGCCGUGGUGGUGUCUCCCUCCAGCCUGGUGAGAAACUGGUACAACGAGGUGGAGAAGUGGCUGGGAGGAAGGAUCCAGCCACUGGCCAUUGAUGGAGGCUCCAAAGAAGAGAUUGACCGUAAACUAGUUGGCUUUAUGAACCAGCGUGGCCUGCGAGUGCCUUCACCCAUCCUGAUCAUCUCCUACGAAACCUUCCGGCUCCACGCCGAGGUGUUGCAGAAGGGCAGUGUUGGGCUGGUCAUAUGUGAUGAGGGCCACAGACUGAAGAACUCUGAAAACCAAACUUACCAAGCUCUCAACAGCUUAAACACACCUCGACGAGUCCUUAUCUCGGGCACCCCCAUCCAGAACGACCUGCUCGAGUAUUUCAGCCUGGUGCACUUCGUCAAUUCGGGCAUCCUUGGUACUGCACAGGAAUUUAAAAGACAUUUUGAAAUGCCCAUCUUGAAAGGCAGAGAUGCGGAUGCAAGUGAAGCUGAGAGACACAAGGGAGAAGAGAGGCUUAAAGAACUGAUCAGUAUUGUGAACAGAUGUUUAAUUCGAAGAACUUCAGACAUCCUGUCCAAAUACCUGCCAGUGAAGAUUGAGCAGGUGGUCUGCUGCAGACUGACACCUCUGCAGGCUGAGCUGUACAAGAACUUCCUGAAGCAAGCCAAGCCAGUGGAGGAGCUGAAGGAGGGCAAAAUCAGUGUGUCAUCUCUCUCUUCCAUCACUUCCUUGAAGAAGCUCUGUAAUCACCCUGCUCUUAUUCAUGAUAAGUGUGUGGAAGAGGAAGAAGGAUUUAUGGGAGCCCUGGACUUGUUCCCUGCUGGCUACAGCACCAAAUCUGUGGAGCCCCAGCUUUCAGGAAAGAUGCUGGUUCUGGAUUACAUCCUUGCUGUCACCAAAAGCACCAGUAGUGACAAGGUGGUUUUAGUGUCUAACUACACUCAGACACUGGAUCUAUUUGAAAAGCUCUGCAGGAGCAGAAGGUAUUUAUACGUCCGGCUGGACGGCACCAUGUCCAUUAAAAAGAGAGCAAAGAUUGUGGAGCGAUUCAACAGCCCCUCGAGCCCCGAGUUCAUCUUCAUGUUAAGCAGCAAAGCAGGUGGCUGUGGUUUGAACCUGAUUGGGGCCAACAGGCUGGUAAUGUUCGACCCCGACUGGAAUCCGGCCAACGAUGAGCAGGCCAUGGCUCGCGUGUGGCGGGACGGCCAGAAGAAGAUGUGCUACAUCUACCGACUGCUUUCGACAGGGACCAUAGAGGAGAAGAUAUUCCAACGCCAGACCCACAAGAAGGCCCUCAGCAGCUGUGUGGUGGAUGAAGAGCAGGAUGUAGAAAGGCACUUCUCCCUUGGGGAGCUGAAGGAGCUCUUCACACUGAAUGAGACCACUACCAGUGACACCCAUGACAAGAUCAAGUGCCGUCGCUGUGUGAACGGGCACCAGGUACGGCCCCCUCCUGAAGGCUCCGACUGCACCUCAGACCUGUCCCAGUGGCACCACUGUGCGGAUAAGCGGGGGCUGCAGGACUCCGUGCUGAAGGCUGCCUGGGACGCCGCCGUCACCUUCACUUUCCAUCAUCACUCCCACGAGGAGCAGCGAGGGAUUCCCUAACAGGUUACUGUCCCCUGUGGGGGCAAGUUUAAUCCCUUUCAAGGAAAGGGGCAGUGGGGAGCUGUGCCUGCUGGACUGUUGUGUGGCUGUGGAAUAGCAGAACAGCGUGGCUUCUGAGUGGCUGGAAGGGCCCUUGGCAGUGUUCAGUCUACUGCAACAGCAAGGAGUCCGUGGCUUUUUCUCUGCUGUUGUAUUGUGUGCCUGAAAAACAUCCCCUUGGGAACUGGGAAUAACAGGACCUUGCAUGCUUGAUCUGA
This is a messenger RNA of Manacus vitellinus (golden-collared manakin), 2533 nucleotides long. It is a transcript of the gene RAD54L, whose product is annotated as RAD54 like. Gene Ontology annotation, cellular component: nucleus. The transcript is spliced from 18 exons. Gene Ontology annotation, molecular function: DNA translocase activity; ATP binding; ATP-dependent chromatin remodeler activity. Gene Ontology annotation, biological process: double-strand break repair via synthesis-dependent strand annealing; reciprocal meiotic recombination. The record is from RefSeq and is a predicted model, not a curated record. NCBI's taxonomy places the organism in Eukaryota, Metazoa, Chordata, Aves, Passeriformes, Pipridae. Bases 39 to 2276 code for a protein of 745 amino acids.